AACGCUGGGCGGAGCAACAGAAGCUGUUCUAAAGGGAACUUACAAGUAUAACUUUUAAAAGAACCAGAAGUAUGUGAGUAAGAGGCAGUUACGCGAUCAUGUUUUUGAAACUAAUUUAACAGGCAAGGCAACACUGGAGAUAACAAAAGAGGACCACAGGAGGAUUUGGGAAAGGUCACUUAUUAGAACCAGUUGACCUAUUUAAAUAACAGAACACUUGAAGCAGUAACCUUGAAAAAAGCGGUAGCUGCUGGAAAUGAAAUGAGAGGUAGUUUCUAAAGCAAUGCUUUUUGGCGGACUUAAAAUCGCACUUUUUUCUGAACAGGUGAACAAUGUGGGAUUGUAUUACAAACUAGAAACCAUAUUUUUAUUUUUGUAUUAAUUAACUUGGUGAAUUACGAUAUUUAAGUAUAUAUAAUUUAUUUUUAAAUAGAGACAUAUGUACGUAUAUUGAUCUUCUGUAUCGUUAUAAAACUAAGCCAAAGCAUGGCGCAAGACAAUUCGACCAACUGCAGUAUUUGCGAUCAUUGUAAACCAAUGGACCCUACUGUUCCCGCUAUUAUGUUUAUAUUUGGUGUUGUUGGAAACAUGAUAGCAAUUGUUGUUCUUUGCAAGUCCAGAAAGGAACAGAAAGAGACUACCUUCUACACCUUGGUCUGCGGACUAGCAUUCACCGAUCUGUUGGGCACAAUUCUCGUCAGUCCGGUCACCAUUGCCACCUAUGUGAAAGGAUGUUGGCCAGGUGAGGACUCGCUCUGCGAGUACAGUGCUUUCAUUCUCCUCUUUUUUGGGCUGGCAGGACUUAGCAUAAUAUGUGCCAUGUCAGUUGAAAGAUACAUGGCUAUUAACCAUGCCUAUUUCUACAACCACUAUGUGGACAAGAAGCUGGCAGGCUUAACAUUGCUUGCGAUCUAUGUUUCAAACGUGCUGUUCUGUGCUUUGCCCAGCAUGGGUUUUGGCAAGGCUGAGAAGCAGUACCCUGAAACUUGGUGUUUCAUAGACUGGAGAAGCAACGUGAGCACCAACGCUGCGUUCUCUUACAUGUAUGCGGGUUUUAGUUCUUUUCUUAUUUUGACCACUGUUGUCUGCAAUAUCUUGGUCUGCGGGGCACUGAUCAGGAUGCACAGAAAGUUUGUGAGAAGGACAUCCCUUGGCACGGAUCAGAACAGGAUUGCAGAGUUUCGAAGAAGACGGAGUUUCAGACGGAUGGCUGGUGCAGAAAUCCAGAUGGUGAUCCUGCUUAUAGCCACGUCGGUGGUGGUGUUGAUUUGUUCCAUUCCGCUAGUGGUGCGAGUGUUUGUAAAUCAGUUGUACCAACCAGAAGUGGUGAAGGAGAUCUACAAAAACCCUGAUCUCCAGGCCAUUCGCAUUGCCUCGGUCAACCCCAUCCUGGACCCAUGGGUCUAUAUUCUCCUGAGGAAGGCAGUUCUCCUCAAACUCAUUGAGAAAAUCAAAUGUCUCUUCUGUAGAAUUGGGGGACCCGGUCAGCGAUCAGGUCACAAUUUCAACUGCAUAGACGGCCAGCGAACUUCCUCGGUGAUGUCUCGAGAUUCUCCUUCCCUUGUGUCUCGGGAGCUAAGGGAGUUCAGCAGCACAUCACAGACAUUUUUAUACCUUCCGGAGAACAGCGAGAACUUCCUUGGCAGCUGUAGGAUAGGGCGGGGGACAUCAGACUCUAGCACAGAAAGCUCUUCAUUAAGGGCUUUCCAGAGCUCUAAUUAUUUACAAGAGCAGGACUCAGAAAACAGGACUUCAGUAAAUCAAUCUGGUUCAUCUAGCUUUUUACAUUCAAGUAGUCGGCCCCCUUCUUAUCAAAAAACCCAUCCCCUCCAUGUGACUUUCACGGAUGAAACAUUGAACCUUCAAGAAAAAUGUAUAUAGCUUUGACAAAAGACAUUUACAAAAGAUGUAAAUAGAAAUGCUGUUUUCUAAAUGACUUCUUAUGAUGGUGUUUUUUCAGCAUCUUUUCUUGCUUCAUAUUUGUGUUAAGUUGGUCUAAUCAUUAUUACCAGCACUUAGUCCAAAAUGUAUGGUUAAGGUAUACCUAGGAUGUAAUUUAGGAGGGAAUCAUUUUAAAGUUGGACAUCAAACAGGGAGCUGCUCAGAACCUUAAUAAUUGAACAUUAGUAACAGCGUCAAAGGAGAUGUUUUUAAAUACCACUAUAUUUUGGCCUCUACCCCUUGUUAUGUGUUUUAUAGUCAAUGUUGUGUGUCACAAUGUGAUAUAAUGUGAAUUUCUGCUCCAUUCAGUAAUUAUGAAAGCACAGAUUACAUAUAAUUUAUUCUCCAUGAGAAGGUUUCACUAAGAGGAGCAUUAACAGGCUCUUGAAUUUCAAAAUCAGCUGCUGGCAGUUAGAAACAUAAACAUUUCAUGAUAGCAGUUGAAUUUAUUAAAGAAAAAUAGAAUUUUAUGUUUUCCAACAUUCUCAUUCAUCAAACAGGUGAUUAUCUUAAGAAUAUCAAAUAACCACAGUUAACUUACUACAAACAAGAAGUUGUUGCACCUCAAUAAUACAACACAUAGUGUCACUAUGUGUGCAAGUCAUUUAAUACUACUUUGAAAAUUAAGACUCCCCUUGUGUUCACUGUGCAGUUUAACCAUAUUUCAGAAUAGAAAUAUGUAGUGAGAUAUGUAAUAAGUCCUAGCAUUGAAAAAGUUUGCAAGGUUAAUUUGUCAUAUAAGCCUUCACUAACUUAACAGCUUUCAAGUAUUUGCUAUGGAACAGACGGGAUCUUUCUUUUUAAAGUGUUGUGUAGUUACAGCUUUGCUGUUCUGUAAAUAACAUGUACAUAGUUGUCCAUGGAUUUAUGCAUUUUUAUUAAAAAUGUUGCUGUUUGUUUAUGUGCAUUGCUUACAUUAAGUCACACAUUUUCUUCCUGAGCCUGAUUGUGUUGACUAAAAAUAUUUUUUAUUAAAAUAUAAAUGAUAAAAUCAAA
Polyodon spathula (Mississippi paddlefish) is the source of this 2937-nucleotide messenger RNA. RefSeq names its product prostaglandin E2 receptor EP4 subtype-like. The record is from RefSeq and is a predicted model, not a curated record. The transcript is spliced from 2 exons. Gene Ontology annotation, biological process: inflammatory response; adenylate cyclase-activating G protein-coupled receptor signaling pathway; positive regulation of cytosolic calcium ion concentration. Gene Ontology annotation, cellular component: plasma membrane. Lineage: Eukaryota; Metazoa; Chordata; Actinopteri; Acipenseriformes; Polyodontidae. The coding region runs from base 487 to 1881 and encodes 464 amino acids. Gene Ontology annotation, molecular function: prostaglandin E receptor activity.